AUGACCAAUGACACAGAAAUUAUUAUAGAGCCAAAUCUGGCGACUGGUGUUGCCGUCGCUCAGCUAAAAUUGUUCAAAAAUUCCAGAUUCACCGCCAGAUUUUUUCCUCUCUUUUCGUCAGAUGCCAAAUAUUUCGUCAUAAAUGGGUACGGAAUCAUAAAAACGUUUGGAGGGGCUGAUCGUAAAAAUAAUGAAAACAGCAUUCACUUCUGCCCAAAUUUUGUGGUUCACGUCCAACUUGCCAUCGAACAGCGACAUCAACCACCACCGACAUCAACCACCACCGCCAUCUCAACAACAGCAACAAUAAUAAUAAUAAAAAUAAUGAGGAGGAGGAAGAUGAAAAUUCUCCUCACCGCAUCCAUCCUAAAACUUGCCUACCACCACAAGCUGUUCAUAAACUUCGUCACAUCAUCCAACAACAUUUGCAACAAACGUUUCAACAUUCAAUUCACUGGAGUCAUCAACUUUGAUAACGAUGAUGCUUUUGCUAGGAACAAUGACGACGACGAUGAGGAUUAUGAUGAAGUUGGGGAAAUUUUGGGCAAUAAAAAAUUGACGAUGUUGUUGGUUGGUGUACUGGCGGCGACUUGUACGGACUUUCGGCCUCCAGCCCCCCAAUAUUUAACCAUUCGGGCUCAAGCCUAUUUUGAGCUCCCUCAAUAUUUGAAUAUAAAUAUUUAA
Molecule: messenger RNA, 684 nt
Organism: Helobdella robusta
Lineage: Eukaryota; Metazoa; Annelida; Clitellata; Rhynchobdellida; Glossiphoniidae
Exons: 2
Coding region: 1-684 (227 amino acids)
Source: RefSeq, a predicted model, not a curated record